UAGAGUACCAUGGUAACUACACAAAUAAAUAAAACGCAUCAUCGAGUAGAAAAGGGUUUUUGAUUCCGUUUCAAUAGCAGCAGACAUUCAAAGAGAUAAACGGUGACCAGCAGAUUUCUCUCGCUCUCUCUCUCUCUCUCUCCAUCGAUCGGUGAACAUCGUUUCGGUAACCAUGGCUGAUGAAGCACAAAUUGAUGUGAAGGAGGAGGUUCCUGAUAUUGCACCAUUUGAUCCUACUAAAAAGAAGAAGAAAAAGAAACCCCUAAUUGUAGAUCUUGAUGAUGAUUCAGUGGACAAGUUGGCUGAGAAAACAGAAAAUCUGUCGGUUUCUGAGGGAUUUGACAGUACGUUAGCUGGUGCGAAAAAGAAGAAGAAGAAGCCUGUUGAUAUCAGUAACUUAAUUGAUGAGAGUGGUGAUGCAAAAAUUGAUGAUUUGGAGGAUCAUGUUGAAGAAGAUGACAGUGAUGCUGUUUCCUUGCAACCUCGUUACCCUUGGGAAGGGAGUGAUCGUGAUUAUCACUACGAGGAGCUUUUGGGCAGGGUGUUUAACAUUCUACGUGAGAAUAAUCCAGAACUUGCUGGAGACAGGCGUAGGACUGUUAUGAGGCCUCCACAAGUGCUUCGUGAAGGCACAAAGAAAACUGUUUUUGUGAAUUUUAUGGACCUUUGCAAAACGAUGCAUCGUCAGCCAGAUCAUGUUAUGGCUUUCUUGCUUGCGGAAUUGGGUACAAGUGGCUCUCUAGAUGGACAGCAAAGAUUGGUUGUGAAGGGAAGAUUUGCACCAAAGAAUUUUGAAGGAAUUUUGCGACGAUAUGUCAAUGAAUAUGUCAUUUGCCUUGGAUGCAAAAGUCCGGACACAAUACUUUCUAAGGAGAACCGAUUGUUCUUUCUCCGUUGUGAAAAGUGUGGAUCAGGAAGAUCAGUUGCACCGAUCAAAGCUGGUUUUGUUGCUCGUGUUGGCCGUAGGACCGCAGGGGGGACAUGAUUUUAUCUUUCUUUUUCUUUUUAAUCUAAAUGUGUAAACUAAGGGAAUAAACCAUUUCCCAACUUUUGACCUAUACAUACAUGGCGUAUUUUGUACUUUGGUUGAGUUUAUUUUCGCAUAUUGCAGUACAUUUUCGGCAUGUUUUCUAUUA
Molecule: messenger RNA, 1136 nt
Organism: Cicer arietinum (chickpea)
Lineage: Eukaryota; Viridiplantae; Streptophyta; Magnoliopsida; Fabales; Fabaceae
Product: eukaryotic translation initiation factor 2 subunit beta-like
Biological process (GO): translational initiation; formation of translation preinitiation complex
Cellular component (GO): eukaryotic translation initiation factor 2 complex
Molecular function (GO): translation initiation factor binding; mRNA binding; translation initiation factor activity
Source: RefSeq, a predicted model, not a curated record